AUGAUUGUUUUGAUGAGACAAUCUCAUAUAUCGAAUUAGCAUAGGUGGUUGUAAAACUUUAUAUACUAAUAUUUUCUGGAUAAAUUAUCCAGAAAAUAAUCAAAUAUUAAAUAUGCUAUUGAAGCUAGCAAAUUCUAUCCUUCUGUUGAUUGUGGUGUUAUUAAUAAUAAAAAAUUCAAAGAGUUGGGUAUUCAUUUCACUUCUUUGAUAACAGCUUUGGAAAAGAAAAUUGAUUUUUUUGUAAAAGAAACCUCAAAUUUAAGAAGCAGAAAACAAGGCACUUUAGAAAAACUUAUUAGAAAAUUAACUGCAUGA
Messenger RNA from Paramecium pentaurelia, 315 nucleotides. NCBI's taxonomy places the organism in Eukaryota, Ciliophora, Oligohymenophorea, Peniculida, Parameciidae. The record is from the annotation of a GenBank genome assembly.